Microdochium trichocladiopsis is the source of this 1236-nucleotide messenger RNA. RefSeq lists its product as uncharacterized. The transcript has 3 exons. The record is from RefSeq and is a predicted model, not a curated record. Lineage: Eukaryota; Fungi; Ascomycota; Sordariomycetes; Xylariales; Microdochiaceae. The coding region runs from base 1 to 1236 and encodes 411 amino acids.
AUGGCACAGCGCUCCUCGAAGCAUAGACCACGGCCAGCUCGAUUUUUAAAAGUCAUUGAGGACAUCGUGGAGAAUCUGGACAGCGUCAUAGCCUUGCUAGUCAACACCCGUCAGCAACUGCUAGACCUUCAUGAUGGAGACGACGACAGUGAUUUUGCCGACGAAGACGGGAUUCAGGGCGAAAAGCACAAUUGUGAUGAUACGAACAUGGACAGAAGUGUGGAAGUUAAUACGGCCUCGCAGCUUCUCUGCAAGACUGAGCACAGUCCAGAAGCGCCGUUUUUCUGCCCCGAGGACGAAUGCAAAGGCCGCAAAGCCGACAAAACAUGGAAGGAGUUUGCGCGGCACUACGAAAUACAUGUGCCAUGUCAAAUCCAAUGUUCCAUGUGUGAGACCACUCCCCGUCAUGUCGCUUCGUUGAGAAGGCAUUUCACGGAAUGCCGGGAACUUAAGCGGAAACGAAAACUGCCAGAGCAUGAAGGUGAGAUAGAGGAAAUGAAACGCCAGAAGGAAGGCGCGUCUCGCAAAGCGUCUAAUAAGGCACGGGAGGUCAUGAGAACUUGCACACAGAGCCUAAGUGAGCCAAGUUCUCCAGAAUCACGAAAAAAGCCGAAACUACAGACGCCCACACUCGCCUCAACUGAAUCAAGCAAAGAAUUGUCCCCAUUCCAUACAGCCGACGAGACCUAUCUUCCAUCCCCAAUCCGAAGCUGUGUUGGAGAUGCAUCUGAGAACAGUGAAAUACUUCAAAGCAUGGCGCUGGGUAGCGAUCCGUUAGUAGUGAGCACUGCAGAGAAAAUCAACGACAUCAACAAUGGGCGUUUCUCAUCCGCAAACGGCGCUGUAACGGAAGGGGGAAUCUUGGAGUUUACGGACCCGACUGCCCUGUUUCCAUCAGCAAACCAGAACUCAAUUGCGCAAGGUACCACUUCACCUAUUGGAGUUUCGAAUCAUCUUGAGUCGCCAAGAGACGAAUCGGCUGUGGCUCGUCACGGUCAGAUGUUAUCAGUACAGGAUUCAAGCUCAUUUCUUACCAAAGCCCUGAGCUUUGAACUCUACGCCAUGGACGGCAUGGCCGGCCUUGCACACGGUACAGUGGGUGCCGAGAGCAUAUACCGCCUUGAUGAACGGUACUUGGAGAUAGGCAUUACAGCAUUUGAACAGAUGGGUGCCUCCGAGCUUCACUCAGCUGACCAAUUCCGCAUACAAGAAAAUCAUCAACCGUGGCUUGACUGA